Messenger RNA from Closterium sp. Naga37s-1, 1470 nucleotides. The record is from the annotation of a GenBank genome assembly. Lineage: Eukaryota; Viridiplantae; Streptophyta; Zygnematophyceae; Desmidiales; Closteriaceae.
AUGGCUCGCGCAAGCACGUCUGGCGGCGACAAGGCGGCGGAGUUGAGAAAAGGGUCGUGGACAGCGGAGGAGGACGAUCUUCUCGUUAAGUGCAUCGCGGAACACGGCGACGGCAACUGGAGCACCAUUCCCAGAAAAGCCGGGUUGCAGCGGUGCGGCAAGAGCUGUCGCCUGCGGUGGACCAACUACCUGCGGCCCGACCCGAAGCGAGGCGCGUUCUCGCGUGACGAGGAGGAUCUCGUGGUGAGCCUGCACCGUCAAAUGGGCAACCGUUGGGCGAAGAUCGCGCUCGAGAUGCCGGGGCGCACGGACAACGACAUUAAGAACCAUUGGAACACGCGAUUAAAGCGGCGACUGAGGGACCUCGGCGUCGAUCCCGACUCGCACCUCCCGCUGCCCUCCGCGCCGCCCAUGCUCGCCCCCUGUAGCCUCCUCGCUGCCGCGCUGGGGGAACAUCCGCGGAAGGGAGUCUCCGCGGGGUUUGUAGAAGCGGCGCAAAGCGCAGAUGGCCCACUGUCAAAACGUCGCCGCGUGGAUGAGGCGACACACGACGCAGGUUUCGCGUCGCCCACCAGUUCCUCCUCUCGGCUCCUUCCUUCCCUCCAUGCCCCCGCUGCUCCCCGUGCCGCUCCCCGCGCUGCACCUCCCGGUGCCCCUCCCUCGCCGUGUAGCCUUCCCCCUUCCGCCGUCACGUCGCUUUCCACGCCAGCGGGAGAAUCUUCCCCCGAUACUCCCUCCGCCGACGAUAGCCCUUCCGCCUCUUCCACUUCCCCCUGCGACAGCCCUUCCGCCCACUUCCCGGCCAGCCCGCCACUGCCUUCUGAGGCCCUUGCGCCUGCUCCCUUGGUCGUGUCCGCGCGCACAUCGCCGGGGGUAGUUGCGGAAGCGGAGGCAAAAUGGCGCAACCUGCGCCUAGGCCGCGUAUGGCGGGAGGGGCCUGGCGUUGGCGAGGAAGACCAAGCUGGUGGCAGCAGAGGCGGGGGACGGGCGGGGGGCUGGCAGAAUGAAGAGAGAGCGGAGAUGAGUGCGGUGACGGGACAAGCGGGCAAGAAGGAGGUUGGCAGCAUCAACACAUGCACCACACCCACUGCAAACACUGGAGUCUCUCAAAGUGUUGUGACAAUGCACCCCCCUGCGUGCUUUGAAGCUGGCCUGCCGCGGACGCAUUUGGGAUAUCAGGCUGCCUUGAUGCGGCUCACUGCGACUGGCAUUGCAGGGCGAGUGAGAACAGGGUUCAGGAUGCCCCCUCGCCUCGUCAUCCCUUGCCUUCCAGGGGACACUGAGGCAGAUGCCACUGCCAGUGCUGCAACUGGGGUGGACAUUCCUGCAGCGCUGGGUGCGGGUGAAGGGAGCAACCUGGCAGGUGCAACGAAUGACAGCACCAUGGCGUCUGGAAGAUUGCCCAGCCCCCUCGUGCUCAUUGACAGGUUGGUUCCUCGCUUGGCCCUUCUGCUCUGCCGCCCUGUCUAA